UUGUCAUGGACGCAAUAACAUGUAAACAUUAAGGUGUGGACAGACAGGUUGAUUGUUAACGUGGAUAUAUAGUGGAUUAAACUCCAGAUUAUCCCUAAUUAAUAACCAGUCACCCAUAGUUCACAUCACCAGCAUCACCAUGGAGAUUGACCCACAUGUCAACGAGCAUUUCUAUACAACAAACAGUACCUAUGGCAACUGGAAAGGAUCUCCAAGUCAAGUUUUGACAACAUUCACUAAGGCAGGACUACAGGCGCCAUCUAGCUACACACAUAUCCCCACCAGGGGGCCUUUAACAAACAUCGGCACAAAACUCCAUCCAAAUGCCGAAUCAGUCCCCUUUCCCAUGUCCAAUAUCGAGGUCCGUAAUGACUUCAUAAAGGGACAUGGCGCUCUUACAAACACAGGCACAGAUUUGUACUCUGACGUCCAAGGUCUCUGGUCAAACAGCAACUUUAACUCCCCACAUGCUAAACUUGAUCGUGGAGAAUACACUUAUUCCAAUCUCCAAGGAGCAUGGGCCAGGGUUGGCCCAGAUAUAUACCGCUCAACCCAUCCAGGUUGGAGCUAUAACCGCUGGGAGGACCCCCCUUCAAGGACAAUCCCUCAAAAAUUCCAAGACAGAGACUUUAAACCACACGGUUCAACCAUUCAGUCUCAUCGCGAUACACAACCUGAUCCCAGAAUGAUGAACUCCAAUACAAGGGGAGUAAUUGGAACAGCCAGAGGAAGUAUGCAGUUCCCAAAAGCCCCUAUGUCACAAGAGGAGGUGUUCAAAUUAAGGAGGUCACAUCAUGUUUAUGGGUAUAUGACCCAUGAUGACUGGUACUAAUCAAACUGAUUGAAAAUAUCACAUUGUCUUGCCUUUUCAAGCCUGAUUAUGAAAUGAGAGGGUUAAACAUGGAUAAGUUAAGGUAGGCAAAGACAAAGAACUUUUGCAUGAUGUCCAAGUAAAAUGUCCAACUUAAUUAGUGGAAAUCCUACCAAUCUGCUUACCUAAUUCCUGAGAUAAAAAUAAACAGAAAUGUGUCUCCUAAAAGUCUUAAGGUGGACAAAGUGUACAAAAUUUUGAGACAAGUACAUGCACAAUAUUGUCACACUGUCUGCCUUAAUAUCAAAAGAGUAAGCAGCCAAAUAAUUUGCUCUCUUAAGGUGGGCAACUUUGAACCAUAUUUAUACAUGACAAUUAUUGUACACAAAAAUGUGGUUUACUAUCUUAAGGAGGGCAGUGUCUUAACUUUUCAGACA
Molecule: messenger RNA, 1248 nt
Organism: Owenia fusiformis
Lineage: Eukaryota; Metazoa; Annelida; Polychaeta; Sabellida; Oweniidae
Source: the annotation of a GenBank genome assembly